Molecule: messenger RNA, 4559 nt
Organism: Hipposideros armiger (great roundleaf bat)
Lineage: Eukaryota; Metazoa; Chordata; Mammalia; Chiroptera; Hipposideridae
Gene: TAX1BP1
Product: Tax1 binding protein 1
Exons: 18
Coding region: 146-2593 (815 amino acids)
Biological process (GO): negative regulation of apoptotic process
Source: RefSeq, a predicted model, not a curated record
UGGCUCUAAGCGUGGGGGGGCGGUGCAGCCGGUCGCUGGAGGAAGGCGGUGGUGUCGGAAAAGGUUCCGGCGGUUGAUGGCGUCUUAGGCUCGGAAACCUCUCUAAGGUUCCUCGUCUGUCCGGAAGCCCCUCACAGGAGUCACAAUGACAUCCUUUCAAGAAGUCCCGCAGACUUCCAACUUUGCGCAUGUCAUCUUUCAAAAUGUGGCCAAGAGUUAUCUUCCUAAUGCACACCUGGAGUGUCAUUACACCUUAACUCCAUAUAUCCAUCCACAUCCAAAAGAUUGGGUUGGUAUAUUCAAGGUUGGAUGGAGUACUGCUCGUGAUUAUUACACAUUUUUAUGGUCUCCUAUGCCUGAACAUUAUGUAGAAGGAUCAACAGUCAAUUGUGUAUUAGCAUUUCAAGGAUAUUACCUUCCAAAUGAUGAUGGAGAAUUUUAUCAGUUCUGCUAUGUUACCCAUAAGGGUGAAAUUCGUGGAGCAAGUACGCCUUUCCAGUUUCGAGCUUCUUCUCCAGUUGAGGAGCUGCUUACUAUGGAAGAUGAAGGAAAUUCUGAUAUGUUGGUGGUGACCACAAAAGCUGGCCUUCUUGAGUUGAAAAUUGAGAAAACGAUGAAAGAGAAAGAAGAAUUGUUAAAGUUAAUUGCAGUUCUGGAAAAAGAAACAACACAACUUCGAGAACAAGUUGAAAGAAUGGAAAGAGAACUUAACCAUGAAAAAGAAAGAUGUGACCAACUGCAAGCAGAGAAAAUGGGUCUUAUUGAAGAAUCAGAAACUUUAAAAAUGGAAAGUGAAGACUUUAAGAGGAAAUACAAUUACGCUACAUCCAAAGCUCUCAGACUUGAGGGAGAUAUUGUCUCGGUGACAAAUAAAGCAAUUGAAAAGGAAACUGAACUGGACAGUUUAAGGGACAAACUUAGGAAGGUGCAAUAUGAAAGAGAACAACUUGAAUAUCAGUUGAAGACAGAAAAGGACGAGAAGGAACUUUAUAAGGUCCAUUUGAAGAACAGAGAAAUAGAAAACACCAAGCUUAUGUCUGAGGUCCAAACUUUAAAGAAUUUAGAUGGGAACAAAGAAAACAUGAUUACUCAUUUCAAAGAAGAGAUUGGCAGACUGCAGUUCUGUUUGGCUGAGAAAGAUAGUCUGCAAAGGGCUUUCUUGCUUACAACCUCAAGUAAGGAAGAUACACUUUUUUUAAAGGAGCAGCUUCGUAAAGCAGAGGAACAGGUUCAGGCAACUCGGCAAGAAGUUGUCUUUCUGACUAAAGAACUUAGUGAUGCUGUAAAUGUGCGAGAUAAAACCAUGGCAGAUCUGCAUACUGCUCGCCUGGAAAAUGAGAAAGUCAGAAAGCAGUUAGCUGAUGCGGUGGCAGAGCUUAAAAUGAGUGCUGUGAAAAAAGACCAGGAAAAGACUGAUACACUGGAACACGAACUGAGAAGAGAAGUUGAAGAUCUGAAACUUCGUCUUCAGAUGGCAGCAGAUCAUUAUAAAGAAAAAUUCAAGGAAUGCCAGAGGCUCCAAAAACAAAUAAAUAGACUUUCAGACCAGUCAGCCAAUAACAAUAACGUCUUCACAAAGAAAACUGGGAAUCAGAAAGUGAAUGAUGCCUCGAUAAACACAGACCCAGCUACCAUUGCCUCUGCUACAGGUAUAAAGCCACCACCGUCUGCAGCUGAGAAAGACUUUGACAUUGUAACGAAGGGGCAAGUCUGUGAAAUGACCAAAGAAAUUGCUGACAAAACAGAAAAGUAUAAUAAAUGUAAACAACUCUUACAGGAUGAGAAAACAAAAUGCAGUAAAUAUGCUGAUGAACUUGCAAAAAUGGAGCUGAAAUGGAAAGAACAAGUAAAAAUUGCUGAAAAUAUAAAACUAGAACUAGCUGAAGUAGAGGACAAUUACAGACUCCAGUUGGCAGAGAAAGAGAAAGAAAUAAAUGGUCUAACUUUACAUUUGGAAAACCUCUUCAGGGAGAAGGAACUUAAAAGGAGUCUAGAAAAUCAAGCCGAAGGGAACACGGAAGGUCAGAAUUCCCAGAGUCCUCAGCAGAUCUCACAGUGUCUCAACACAUGCUCAGAGCAAAAUGGUCAUGUUCCCGAAGUACCAGAUACACAACCAGUUCUGCAAUAUGGUAAUCCUUAUGCAACACAGGAAACAAGAGAUGGAGCAGAUGGUGCUUUUUACCCAGAUGAAAUCCAAAGGCCCCCUGUGAGAGUUCCGUGUUGGGACCUGGAAGAUAAUGUUGUCUGCAGUCAGCCUGCUCGGAACCUGAGUCGGCCUGAUGGUUUAGAAGACCCUGAGGAUAGUAAAGAAGAUGAGAAUGUGUCCGCUGCUCCAGAUCCUGCCAGUCAGCAUGUACAUGGGCAUGGAGCAGGCUUUUGCUUUGAUUCCAGCUUUGAUGUUCACAAGAAAUGUCCCCUCUGUGAAUUAAUGUUCCCUCCCAACUAUGAUCAAAUCAAAUUUGAAGAGCACGUUGAAAGUCACUGGAAGGUGUGCCCAGUGUGCAGCGAGCAGUUCCCACCUGACUACGACCAGCAGGGGUUUGAAAGGCACGUGCACACCCAUUUUGACCAGAAUGUUUUAAAUUUUGACUAGUUACUUUUUACUGUGAGUUAAUAAUCCAGGUUACGAGCUUAACAAAAUCAUCUCAGACCACUGAGGAGGCCACAGGGAAUCACUUUUGUGCGCCUGUGACUGCAUUUUCUGACUGAGAGCUACUCUGAGUUUGGUGUUACUAGGGUCAGGGUCAACUUUUGGCUUAUCUAUAAAUACAGUUUUAACCUCUUUUAAUCUUACCUGCUUAAGAAAAGAAGUUCUUGAUUAUUUGUAUCUUUAUUUAUUCCCUAGUUUGCAAAAUUAUAUGACUAAAGGAAACAAGGAUUACGUUAAUGUUACUGCACUGAAAACAUGUAUGUAUAAUGUGCUAUUUAGACUAUUUACAAGUUUCUGUUGACCUUGUUGAUUGAGCAUGACUACUAGAUACUAUGUAACAAAAAGAAUUUAUCAUAAUAGUCUUGCAAAGUAAAUCUUUGAAUACAGAAACUUGCAUAAUUUAGCCCAUUAGAUGAUUGUGUUUAACCCUCUUUAGAAAUGGAGGUGUACGUAGAAUGAGAUCACAUGUUUGCAGUAUAGCAAAUACCCUUUUUCAUUUGAAAUGUUUGCUUUAGGAAUUCAUGGAAGUCAUAUUUUGCUAAUCUUAUGACUAAAGAAUUUUAGAGUAACUUGAAUUACUAAAUUUAAGCCAUCUUAAAGUUGUAUUUCUAAUGGGAAAAUGGAAGAAGAUAUGUGUGUACAAUCAUUUUAUAUUAAAUGAUCUCAACAGUGGUAUUUGUGGCAUAAAGUCACAGAAAGUGUAUCUGUAUCUUUUUCACAUUUUCCUGAUGAGAGUAUAACUGAAAUACCAUUGUUAGUGAUUAAAAAUGUAAUACAUAAACCAAAAUUAAUGUGUUUUAAGUUAUGUCUCUGCUUUGUAUAGUAUUCUCAUUAACAUUAAAGGGCACAUUUUUGGAGGUAAUUCCAUUGUCAAAUUUAUUUGCGAUAGUUUUUCAUUAAGUCUAGCAUCUUGAAUGUUUUUUUUAUUUGUGCCUUUCAUCUGAACUGUAUUCCUUUGUUUUAUAAUAUGAAUGUUAAGAAUUUAAAGUUCUGACUUUUUGGUUCUGCUGCUUUUGUAGUUAUGAAAAUAUUUAAUCUUGUCCUAAUAAGCAAAUUAUUGGGUUGUCGGAAAAGUCAUGACGUAUUUUUUCAGUUUCAUUGCAAAAAUGUGUCAUGACUUUUCCGACAACUCAAUAGCUAUUUAAGAUGUUAAGCUAAUACUCAGCUUGGUGGCAUUUUGGGUGCUGUAUAUGUACUGCAUUAUACAUCAUGUUGCUUGUAUUUUUUUCUUGGAGCACAACUUGUAUAUUGUUGGAAUCCUUUAAGAAGGUUUCUGAGUCAGGCCGUCAGAUGCCAGAUGUUAGGACGUGGCAGGCCUGGGGCAGUAGUGUUGAAGACGCCAUGUUUGAGUUUUCUAGUAAGCAGAAUGUAUUCAAGUAAAAUACAUACAGUGACAGGAGCGUUUUUGUUGCAUUAAUAAUUAUGGACCAUGCUCUCUGAAAAACCUUCGAAUAUUAUAGUCCACUACUACCAGUGAAAUAAUUGUUCACCUUACUGGUCUAAAUAGUUUUUGGCCCCAAGCUUAUAAUUAUUUUUCUUUAAUCUUAAGUAUUUUGGUGUUUUUCAGUUAUCUUUUUGUAAUGAUUUUAAAAUAGGUUUAAUCCCGUUGAGAACAUGCUUUGUAUGAUUUUUAUUCUUAGGAAGUGGGUGUUCUGUGUGAGCUCACACAUUAUGUAUUUGCUGUUGUUGGAUGCAGAUUAGUGAUUCUCUAACUGCUGUAUCCGUACGUUACUGAUAGAGGGUGCUGACAGCUCCAAGUAAAGUAGUGGAUUUAUUUCUCCUCACAGUUCUAUCACUUUGCCUCCCAUAUUUUGAUGUCCUGUUGUUAGGCAAAAAUUAUUAAGGAUUGAAAAGCAGUGCAUUCUAAUCUAAGCAAAAAAAUAAAUAUUGUUUUCAUGUGUCAGCUGAA